CGUUUCCUCUGAUGGGGGUCGAUGCCGACAACAAGCAUCACCAAGCAACGGGCACCACCAGCGGCCCGAACAUCGUUUGCGGUGCGCAUAAAUCCAUCCAAGUCAAAGUCGUGGCGGUGCGCCGUGCGCCGUGUCGCGUAAUGAGGGCCGCGACCACGUACGUCGUAUCCGGCAUGGCCACCGCUGGCUGUUCGAACCAACACCGCUCGGGUCUUCCUUCUAUGCCAUCGCAUCGAAGAAGAGGACGAUGGGUGUCUGAUUGCGGGCGUCAGGGGGACGGAGGCUUGGCCCACGGCAGGGUUCUCCGUGCUUGUAAGCGUUCAACUUGACGCCAAAAUACACGCCCCCCUUCCCUCCCUCCCUUCCAUCACUCCCCCCUCACUUUUUCCACUCAUCGUCUCUCUGACAUCUUUCCCCGGUGUAUCUUCCGGCGUCAUUCACUCGGCUGUUGUUCUGCUUCUAUCUGUACUUCUGCCACCCCUUCAACUUCCAAUCCCAUACAACAAAUCUCCUACACGCCCUUGGACUCCCCCCCCCUUCCUCCUCCUUCUCCUUAUCCUACAGGCAUCCGCUGUUGUGUAUCCUCUCCUCUAUCCCCCAAGACCCUUGAUGCUUGCUGCCGCUGCUGCUGCCAGCACUGCGAUGCUACGAUACAGUCCAUACUGAACAGCCCGAACCUCGUCGCCCCCAAUCAACCUGCCGCCGUCCCUCCGUCGUCCCACGUUGUCGAGUCCCACCGGUCGGCCCUGGCUCUACUUUGCUUGACUCUUUCGUGCCUUGGUUUCCUCGCCAUCCGUCCAACCCUCACACCCCCCCGCCGCCCCCGGUGGUCUGAAUCUUCUCACGUCCAUUGGUGAGAGUCGACGCAGACCAGAGCCACAACCAGAGGCAGGGUAGCAGAAGGGGUGGGAAGCGCACCAUCAACUCCCCAUCAUCCAUACGUCUAGUGUCUGUCCGAACACCCCCCGGGGGGCCUGACUUGUCCGACAAUGGACUUCCUCCGCUCGCACAGCAAGACCAGAAAGGGGAGGUCGCGCUUCUCAAAAGCCCUGCCGACCCCGCCGCCGCCGGAUCAAGAUCCUCCUCCCAAGUCCAAACAGCUCCCUUCGAUCCCCCCCGUGCCUCCCGUCCCGUCCAAGAAGGCCUUCUUCGCCAUGUCGGACAAGCCGUUACCGCCGCCGCGACCCGUCAACGACCAGUCCCUCCCGCCGCAGCAGCCGCCUCCGCCGCACGCUCUGCCUCUUCCUCUGCCUCCCCUCGAGACGAAAGCGUUGCCUCCGGUUCACAUUGCUCGCCGGCCGGUAGCGAAACAACCGCCGCCGCCGCCGCUGCCCCAAGUGUCACAACCGCCGUCGACGUCCCCCGACGACGAGAGGAACUCGAUCGGCAGUCUGCUUUCGGCCUACUCGAGGAGCUCGGGCGAAUCCAUCAUCAUGUCGCCCGACGGAAGCGCAAGCCAGACAGAUUCGGCCCCGGCAUAUGCCUCAGAUCAUCAGUAUGGUGGAAAGACCUUGACGCCCAGCUCUUUGUCAUCGGGCGAGAACACCAUCAGCAACAGCAACAACAACAGCAGCAGCAACAACAACGAACACAAUGGCGCACCAAACUUCACAGCCAACAAGGGCCUGCCCCCUCACCCGGCAUACUACACCGAGCAAGGCUCGCCUGCCCCUCCGGCCAAGCCGGAGCGGGCGCCGACUGUCGGCAGCCCGACAAGCUACGUGUCGAGCACAUCGCCGCAACAACAACAGCAACGCCCGUUAUGGAGGAGGCGAUCUGUCAGGUCGGAGCGGAACAUCGAAGUCUCGAAUCUUCAACUGGCAGUCAGCCACGGGUCGACGGCCGCUUCCCAACCAAACACGGCGCAAACAACACCACCUUCGGCCGCGUUGCCACCUACCCCGGCCCAGCAGCAGCAAUACCAAAACCAAUAUCAACAAGAACAAGACCAGACUAAACAGCAACAGCAACAGCAACCGCAACACCAACAACAAUUCCCUGUCCGCAGCACGUCGAACCUGCCUGGCAGAAACGUCCGACCCGUCCCUUCGCAACCCCAGCAAGCCGAGGCGGCCGACACCAUGGGCCAAGAGGCGUCGAGGCUCAAGACCAAGAUCUCGCACCUGCGCGACGGCCACCACCACCAGGGCGCGGCGAACCCGGGUAUCUCCCACAGCGACACGGCCCUCUCGCCAACCCAGCGUCUGCCAACCCCCGACUAUGAGAAGGAGGACGUCAAAACGCAGCAGCACGUCGUUGACAGGAUUCUCGUCUCGCCCGUCUCGCCCGCCUCGUCCCCCGAGCCCGCUGGUGUCCGCGACCAGGCCGGUGCCGAGUCGAAGCCGUCGCUCCCGCGCAAGGCUGUCACGGCCCGCAACUUGCACGCCGCCCACAGCCUUCCCCAGAUGCGCGUUGACGGGCCUGUCACGAGCAGCGAGGCGCCCCCGACGAUCACGAAAGACUUCGCCGUCAGCCCUGUCAGCCCCGGUCCCCAGAGUCAACUGCCUCAUCGCGAGGGCCCCCAGCAGCAACAGCAACAGCAACAAUAUCAGCAGCAGCAGCCACAACAACAGAGAAGCCAAUGGCAGCAGCCGUCCCGCGAGUACACGCCCUAUGCGCCAGCACCCGGCCCCGCGCAGGGUGACCUGCGAUCUCCCACGCGAGACCAGCGCCCCGCUCCCCCCUCUGCCCACGAACCCGUCGAGUACCGCGAGCUCAAGACGGCGAACCUGCCGCCUGCCGACCCGCGCGCGUCCUACUUCCCGAUGCAAGGCUCGGAGCCCCCAAGCCCUGGCAUCGUCUACAAGGCGCUGCCGCUCAAGGAGAGCAUGCUCGACUGCUACGUCCGGCACCGCGUCAUGGACCGCACGCGCAACCGCAACUACGCCCUCACCUGCCAGACGUGCGGCCGCGCCGACACGGAGGACCGCUUCAAGUGCCAGUUCUGCUACGUCCGCAUGUGCGCCGCGUGCCUGCACAUUUUUAACGGCCACCGCCGGGAUCUCAGGAAGCUCGUCGCGCACCUCGAGGGUAACCCGCACAGCGGCGGUCAGCCAGGAGGGGCGGCCGCCGGCGCGGGCAACGAACCGGCCGAGGAGCAGCGCCAGCAGGUUGCGGAUAAGACAACGGAGGAGCAAUAACCGUUUUUCCUUCCCCGAGUCUGCAAUUUUGAUUCACACACAUGAUCAUUGUACCUUCAUAUUCUUGGUCGCUUUGGCAUAGCGAAAGGAAAACUACACACGGCCACUUUUGACUUCUCUUCUUCUUUUUUUUCCGCAUUGGCAUCGGAAGCGCCAGUAAAACGACACCGCUUUUCUUAUGGGAUUUAGAUUGAGAGGUCGGUUGGUUGAUACCCCCCUUCUUUCCCCUCUUUCCAGAUACCAUGAUUUUGGUGUGUCUGUGGGUGUAGGUGUGUAUAUAGGGAUACGCGUGACCUCUAGGAGGAAACUUAGGCACGCGCACAUUUUUCUUUUGUUGUGUUUGAUGUGGGAUAUACUACUUGCUAGAUGCAAGAGUAUGGAAAACGAGGGGGGGAAUGAGCUGGAUACCCGAAUGACGGGGAGGAGCAGGACAACCCCUACCCACCCAACUUCACGGUUGAAGAUGUAGGUCUGGGCUCUCA
Molecule: messenger RNA, 3622 nt
Organism: Colletotrichum destructivum
Lineage: Eukaryota; Fungi; Ascomycota; Sordariomycetes; Glomerellales; Glomerellaceae
Exons: 1
Coding region: 990-3140 (716 amino acids)
Source: RefSeq, a predicted model, not a curated record